UAUAAUAGCAUUAGGCGAAGCCCCGUUUGGUAAACGAGAGCGAAUCUUUUCCUUUGCUCCAACUCGUGAGUGACUCUUACGGUCUUACCUCUACUUAGUUUCAAGAAUCCCUCUAGACCCAUUCGGCCUCUUCCCAAGUCCUCACGCACAACCCAGAAGAAAGAAAACUCAAUCUCCAACGAUUACUGGGAAAGUAAUCAGAUUGGUACAUUUGUGUGGGAACUGGUAUUAUCUUUGUCAAAUUGGACUAUGUUGUGGCUUUGUUCUCCUUUUUGUUUCAGCGGUCUCAUUCCUUUUAUAUCUGAGUGAUCAAAAUAGAAUCUCAGGUGCUACUUUUUCGCCCCUUUGUUUUGUCGAUUUGCAUACCAAUGAAGCAUUAUAUAGGUCUCCAUAUGGACUCCGUUAUCUAUAACAUUUUUUCCCCUAGAUCCUUGUAUGCUGCUUCAUGGCUAUUGUUGUUAUUGCAAUGUGGAUAAAUAUAUCCUUGGAGAUGGUUAAACUAGCCAAUAUUUUUUUUCGUUUGGACAGCAGUCUCAUUGAUAAAUCAUUCAAUAGUCAGUCAGAAACUCUAUUUCCUUUCUCAAGUUAUCAUUAUCCCUUAAUAAAAGUCUUUCAACUUGAAAACCCUUUUUAUUCUGACCUCAUGAACCCUGUUCAGUUGAGAGUCAUAUUAGGCAGCUCCUUUUGGCCAUUCAUUUUGUUUCCUCCUUUCAAUAUGUGUUUACUUCUUCCCAUGAACUCUUCUGGCUUCUGUGUCUUCUUCACAGUUGCCUUGCAAACUUAUUUUAUUAGAUACAUAAGAUGCCAAGGGAAAAGACAAAUGCUUCAUCAGUUGAACCUGAAAAGUCAAUAGCAUCUGAUGAGAAGGUUGGUAUUGAUGAAGACAAUGAUCCUGAUGAGGCAAUGGAUGAAGAGGUUGAGUAUGAAGAGGUUGAGGAAGAAGAAGAAGUAGAAGAAAUAGAAGAAGAAGUGGAAGAAGAAGAGGAAGAAGAGGAGGAAGAGGAAGAAGAGGAGGAGGUAGAAGAAGAGGUGGAUGAUGAAGAUGCUAAUAUUGCCACUGGAACUGAUGUCAAGAACUCAGAGAGCAGUGAAGAGGAGAAGAAAAAACAUGCUGAACUUCUUGCCCUUCCUCCACAUGGUUCUGAAGUUUACAUUGGUGGUAUUCCUCAUGAUGCUAUUCAGGAGGAGUUAAAGGUCUUUUGUGAAGCUGUAGGAGAAGUUACAGAGGUUCGGAUUAUGAAGGGAAAAGAUUUAGGUGACAAUAAGGGCUUUGCAUUUGUGACGUUCAGAAACAUGGAGAUGGCUUCUAAUGCUAUUGAUGAAUUGAAUAAUACCGAAUUUAAGGGUAAAAGAAUAAAAUGUUCAACAUCUAAAGCAAAGCACCGUUUGUUCAUCGGUAAUGUUCCAAGGAGUUGGGGAGAAGAAGAUCUGAGGAAGGUUGUGAUGGAGGUUGGUCCUGGAGUUUCUGGUAUAGAACUGGUCAAGGAUAUGAAGAACACAAGCAAUAACCGGGGGUUUGCUUUCAUUGACUACUAUAACCAUGCAUGUGCUGACUAUUCAAGGCAAAAAAUGAUGGACUCAAAAUUUAAGCUGGAUAAUAAUGCCCCAACAGUGAGCUGGGCAGACCCUAAAAACGCCGAGUCUUCUGCUGCUUCUCAGGUGAAGGCAGUUUAUGUAAAGAAUUUACCCAAAACUGUGACCCAAGAACAGUUAAAGAAGCUAUUUGAACACCACGGGAAAAUCACAAAAGUGGUUCUGCCAGCUUCAAAAUCCGGACAGGAGAGGAAUAGAAUUGGUUUUGUACAUUUUUCAGAGAGGUCAAGUGCUAUGAAAGCAUUGAAGAACACUGAAAAUUAUGAACUUGAUGGCCAGCUGUUGGAGUGCUCUCUUGCAAGGCCACAGGCAGAUCAAAAGUCUGGUGGAUCAAAUUCCCAGAGGUCAGGGUUGAUUGCUAGUUAUCCAGCUCGUGCUGUUUAUGGUGUGCCUGGGGGUGCCUAUGGGGCUCUUGGUGCAGGAUAUGGUGCUGCAGGUUUUGCACAGCCUUUGAUGCCUGGACCAGGACCGGCUCCUGCUGGCAUGGCAAUGAUGCCGAUGCUUCUGCCUGAUGGACGGAUUGGAUAUGUUUUGCAACAACCAGGGCCUCAGCCAUACCAACACCCACACCCACACCCACACCCGCACCCACACCCGCACACGCCGCAUGCACAUCAGCGAAAUAGUGGCCGGGGUGGUGGUGGGAGCGGUAGCAAGAGUAGUGGUGGUUCAAAUAAGGGAAGGCACAACCAUGAUGCUGGGCAUGGGCGCAGGUAUCACCCAUAUUGAUUGUUCUAGUAAUUGUUGCAAGUUGGGAAGGUCUGCAUUCUCUUGUGUACUCUACUAGUCCUGGUUGUAAUGGUUAAAACGUUGUAACAUCAUGAUUAUUUACGGAAGUGCGUUUAGGAUUCUGAUUCUUCAUUCAGCAACAGAUAUAUAAAUGAUGUAUUCAUUAGUUGCAUAAGUAUCGUUAUUGGUCAGAAUUGAUUUGUUA
This is a messenger RNA of Rosa rugosa (rugosa rose), 2527 nucleotides long. Its product is annotated as heterogeneous nuclear ribonucleoprotein Q-like. Lineage: Eukaryota; Viridiplantae; Streptophyta; Magnoliopsida; Rosales; Rosaceae. The transcript is spliced from 9 exons. Bases 802 to 2322 code for a protein of 506 amino acids. The record is from RefSeq and is a predicted model, not a curated record. Gene Ontology annotation, cellular component: nucleus. Gene Ontology annotation, molecular function: mRNA binding.